AUGGGUGACGCUUUGGACCACCUCGCCAACCGCACCAAGCUGGAAUGGCAGUGCAACCUCAAUAUCAACUACCAGCCAAAGAAGAACCACCGCCGUACCAGCAUCAUCUGUACCAUUGGUCCCAAAACUAACUCUGCCGAGAAGAUUACCAUGCUGAGAAAAGCCGGUCUUAAUGUGGUCCGGAUGAACUUCUCCCAUGGCUCUUACGAGUACCAUCAAUCUGUCAUUGACCACACGAGAGCAUCCGCCAAAGAGUAUUCCGGCCGUCCGGUUGCAAUUGCACUCGAUACGAAAGGACCAGAAAUCCGAACGGGCAACACUCCUGGCGACGCUGACAUCCCAAUCAAGGCCGGGCUUGAGUUCAACAUUACGACGGACGACAAGUACGCUACCGCGAGUGAUGACAAGAACCUGUACCUGGACUACAAGAACCUCACCAAGGUCAUUGACACCGGCAAGUUGAUCUAUGUCGAUGAUGGCAUCCAAUCCUUCGAAGUACUGAAAAUUGUCGACGACAAGACUAUCCGAGUGCGGGCACUCAACGAUGGGCAGAUCUCGUCCAAGAAAGGUGUCAACCUUCCAGGCACUGACGUCGAUCUCCCCGCCUUGUCAGAGAAAGACAUCGCCGAUUUGCGAUUCGGUGUCAAGAACGGCGUCGAUAUGGUCUUCGCCUCUUUCAUUCGUCGUGGUGAGGACAUCAAGCACAUCCGAAAAAUUCUUGGAGAAGAUGGCAAAGAGAUUCAGAUCAUUGCAAAGAUCGAGAACGAACAAGGCAUGAACAACUUCGAUGAGAUUCUUGAAGAGACCGACGGCGUCAUGGUGGCCCGUGGAGAUCUUGGAAUCGAAAUCCCAGCAGCAAAGGUGUUCAUCGCUCAAAAGAUGAUGAUCGCGAAGUGCAACAUGAAGGGAAAGCCUGUAAUUUGCGCGACCCAGAUGUUGGAAUCGAUGACCAACAACCCUCGACCUACUCGUGCUGAAGUCUCCGAUGUCGCAAACGCCGUCCUUGACGGUGCUGACUGUGUGAUGUUGUCUGGUGAGACUGCUAAAGGUAAUUAUCCCAAGGAGGCCGUGUCCAUGAUGCACGAAACCUGUUUGUUGGCAGAGGUGGCCAUUCCUUAUGCCAAUGUGUUCGAUGAAUUGAGGACAAGCUGCCCUCGGCCCAUUGGUACUUCAGAGUCUGUUGCCAUUUCCGCCGUUGGUGCCAGUAUGGAAUUGAACGCUGGUGCUAUUCUUGUUUUGACUACGAGCGGCUCUUCCGCGCGGCUCGUGUCGAAAUACCGACCUGUGUGCCCCAUCAUCAUGGUUACGAGAAAUCCUACCGCUUCACGAUACGCUCACCUCUACCGAGGAGUGUAUCCAUUCCUGUUCCCAGAACCUAAGCCUGACUUCAACGGAACCGACUGGCAAGAGGAUGUCGACAAGCGAUUGAAGUGGGGUAUUGCCAAAGCCAUCAAGCUCGGUGUCUUGAAUGAAGGUGACAGUGUUGUUUGCGUCCAAGGCUGGAGAGGCGGCCAGGGUCACACCAACACCAUUCGCGUUGUGCCUGCUGAGGAGAAUUUGGGACUCGUGGAGUGA
Exophiala viscosa is the source of this 1575-nucleotide messenger RNA. RefSeq names its product pyruvate kinase. Bases 1 to 1575 code for a protein of 524 amino acids. The transcript is spliced from 7 exons. NCBI's taxonomy places the organism in Eukaryota, Fungi, Ascomycota, Eurotiomycetes, Chaetothyriales, Herpotrichiellaceae. Gene Ontology annotation, molecular function: magnesium ion binding; pyruvate kinase activity; potassium ion binding. The record is from RefSeq and is a predicted model, not a curated record. Gene Ontology annotation, biological process: glycolytic process. Gene Ontology annotation, cellular component: cytoplasm.